AUGCCGCCAACAUUCCCUAGAUUCAUUGCCGUCGCGCUCCCGCCUCCUUUCCUCCUUCCUCGAUCGCUACUCCGAAAAUCCUUAAACGGCUCUCAGAAAAGAUGCAUGGGCAUCCGCUCAAUAGACCGACAGCCAAAGCACAACCCUUACAAUGUCGUCCCAGGCAUUCAACCGCUGCUUUCCACGCCUGCCGCAGCCUUCGAACGAAAAUUGAGAUCAGACACGCUUCCGUUACGGUCAGGAGCUCUAGCAGUUAAGAAGGGCAUGACUGCGGUAUAUGAUGUCGAAUCUGGAAAGAGAAUACCUUGUACAGUCUUACAGUUGGAUCGAAACCAAGUUGUUAGCCACAAGACGCGGAAAAGACAUGGAUAUUAUGCGGUCUGUAUUGGCAGCGGCACAAUUCAUCCCAAGAAUGUGGCAAAGCCCAUGCUCGGCCAUUACUCUGUCCAGGGCGUGAGCCCCAAAAGAUAUCAGCGCGAAUUUCGCGUCCGAGGGCCAGAAGGACUGUUACCAGUAGGCGAGGAGAUACGAGCCGAUUGGUUUAUUGCCGGACAGUUCGUGGACACUCGAUCAAAUUGCAAAGGAAAGGGCUUCGCUGGUCCAAUGAAGAGAUGGGGUUUCAAAGGUCAACCACGAAGCCACGGUCACUCUCUCAGUCACAGGUCCCAUGGCUCAGUGGGCCCGAGUCAAGGAGGUGGUAGUCGUGUAUAUCCCGGUAAAAAGAUGGCCGGGAACAUGGGUGGACAGAGGAAUACGGUGCAGAAUCUGAAGGUCCUGCAGGCGGACGCAGAGAACGGGAUUGUCGUUGUACAUGGAGCUGUGAGUGGCCCUAAAGGAUGUCUGGUCAUGAUCCAAGAUGCAUUGAAGAAACCUUGGCCGGAAGCCCCCCAGCUGCCGAAACCAUCCGAGAUAGAAGCAACAGUGGUCGAGGCAGAGCCUGCGAAGAUCCCCGCAUGA
Molecule: messenger RNA, 957 nt
Organism: Cladophialophora psammophila CBS 110553
Lineage: Eukaryota; Fungi; Ascomycota; Eurotiomycetes; Chaetothyriales; Herpotrichiellaceae
Exons: 2
Coding region: 1-957 (318 amino acids)
Biological process (GO): translation
Cellular component (GO): mitochondrial large ribosomal subunit; ribosome
Molecular function (GO): structural constituent of ribosome
Source: RefSeq, a predicted model, not a curated record